Molecule: messenger RNA, 753 nt
Organism: Penicillium cosmopolitanum
Lineage: Eukaryota; Fungi; Ascomycota; Eurotiomycetes; Eurotiales; Aspergillaceae
Exons: 3
Coding region: 1-753 (250 amino acids)
Cellular component (GO): EMC complex
Source: RefSeq, a predicted model, not a curated record
AUGCUGGUCUUCAUCUUCGCACUGCUUUUCCAGCUCGCAGCUGCAUCCCUCACAAUCAGCAUUCCCCCCUCAACAAACCUGCCAAACCCUCACGUCCUCCCCGCAACUACUCAUGCCACCCUCACCACCCUCCCCCAAGAGGACCGACAUGACCAUAUCCUAACGACACCCCUCACCCGCUCUUCAACCCUAGUCUUCCGAAACAUUCCCUCCGGCGCACCCGAGUCAUAUAUCUUGGAAAUUCGCUCCGCCGGAUUCGUCUUCGCCCCCUACCGCGUCGACGUUGCGGCCGACGGGUCUAUCUUGGGUAUCUGGGAGACUUUCCGCGGUAACCCCUGGGAUAAUCGUGGCGCGGAGAAAUAUGUCGUCGACGUCGCCAAUAAGAGAACCACCAAUGUGGUCGUUGAGGCGAAGAUUCUGGGUCGGAAGGGUUUCUAUGAGGAGCGUGCUAAAUUCUCACCCCUCAGCCUCGUCAAGAACCCAAUGAUUCUCCUCGCCAUCGUCGCCCUCGUCUUCACCCUCGGCAUGCCGAAACUCAUGGAGAACAUGGACCCCGAAAUGCGCGCCGAAUUCGAGCAACAGCAACGCUCUUCGCCCAUCUCAGGUGCUAGUAGCGCCAUGGCUGGCGGCGGCUUUGAUCUGGCCGGUUGGAUGGCUGGUACCACGCCUAAGCCCAGUCCCGCUGCCAAUGCGGAGGGUAGCGGUGGUGCUACGGGUCGGGAAUCUGGUGGUUCUGCGCGGCGACGUGCUUAG